UGGAUGCUUGGAUUUACCGACUUUUUGCACCACAACAUUGAUGGUUUCUCACCGUAUAAACGUCUCAUUUUCCCCGUAAGACGAACCAAGGACUCUGCUGUUAUCUGGGAUUAAAUACGUGAACAUUUUCCAGGCAUAUUUUUUGAUUUUGGGGCAGCAUGCUGCUCUCUAAACUGGGCUCCUUCUCUCACAUCGCGGCCAGCAUGGACAUGCCGGCGAAGCUGCAGCAAGCUAAAGUGGAGAAGCAGCCGUUUGAGAAGGUGUACCGGCUGGGCUCGGUGCUCGGUAGCGGGGGAUUCGGCACGGUUUACUCUGCUGUCCGCCUGGCCGACGGGCUGCCGGUGGCGGUGAAGCAUGUCUGCAGGGACAGAGUGACCGAGUGGGGCUCUCUGAGCGGCACAGUGGUUCCUCUGGAGAUCGUGCUGCUGAAGAAGGUUGGCGGAGCGUUUGGAGGCGUAGUGCGGCUUCUCGAUUGGUGGGAGCGUGCCGACGGAUGGCUGAUGGUGAUGGAGAGUCCAGAAUCGGGGCAAGACCUGUUCGAUUAUAUAACCGAGCAGGGCGCAUUAGAGGAGGCGGCGGCACGAGGAUUCUUCCUGCAGGUGCUAGAGGCCGUGAGGCACUGCUACACCUGUGGAGUCGUCCAUCGAGACAUCAAGGACGAAAACCUGCUGGUGGACCUGAGGACCGGACAGAUCAAACUCAUCGACUUCGGAUCAGGAGCCCUGCUCAAAGACAGCGCCUACACCGAGUUCGAUGGUACGCGGGUGUACAGUCCUCCCGAGUGGAUCCGUUUCCAGCGAUACCACGGCCGCUCGGCCACUGUCUGGUCGCUGGGCGUGCUGCUGUACGACAUGGUGUGCGGAGACAUCCCCUUCGAACAGGACGAGGAGAUCCUGAGAGGACGGGUCUACUUCAGACGCAACAUCUCCUCAGAAUGCAAGCAGCUGAUUGGUUGGUGUCUGAGCCAGCAGCCGUCGGACCGACCAACCCUGGAGCAGAUCUUCCUCCACCAAUGGGUGACGGGCAGCGAGGUGCAGCACACAGACAGCAUCACGCUACACACCAUCACAGCAGACUCCUCCCCCUCGUCAUCCUCCUUCCAGGAGAGCCUCUGAUUGGUCGACACAGGCUGUGGGGCGGGGCAUAGACAUUUAAUGCCUUGCAGGUAGCUGUGUCCUCGUGUGUUGAGCGGCCGGCUACCAGGAAGGGUUUUUCUGCUGAGGGCGGCGUGUCGUGGUUGUGGUUUUCCCCACAGCGCCCCCUCCUGUUCAAAGACAAUAGAGCAGCUCUUAUAGAGUCUCAACGCCUGUCGGGUGUUUCUGUUUCAGAGUGCCUUACGUUAUAAUGUGUGGAGCUCUGCAGACGUUCUUUUAGUUUGAUAAAUAUAGGUAGAGUGUAAAAUAGCUCAAGGUAAAAGAAGAACCCAUCGAGGUUCUUUACAAAACUUUAUUUGCAAGGCAUUGAGAAAAAGACAAAAUAGUCAGGCACAAAAACCCCCACAAGUUUGUUUUCUUCACUGCUUUGUUCUUGAUUUGACAGACGAAUGAACCAGAUGUGACGUGUUUAUUGUUUUUUUAUAAAUGCUGUCAGGUGGAUUUGUCUACCUUUGGACAAAGCAGAAUGGAGGUAUACAUAGAACUGGUUACAGGAACGGCAGGUCACGUGAAUGUAAAGUCAUUUUAUUACCCAGCAGUAUCAGUCAUUUGGCCUCUAAAAGCUGUCACUACUAGUUCUCCUUAUACCUCCAUGGUUUGCCCCAGUUACAUUCUUUGUGCUAAGCUAAGCUAACCGAAGAGUUAUCUAAAAGUCAAACGUUAAUUCAAAGAUGGUUUUCUUGUCCUCUGACGGACCCGCCUCCAGCCCAGAAACACCUCAUCAUGU
Molecule: messenger RNA, 1881 nt
Organism: Trematomus bernacchii (emerald rockcod)
Lineage: Eukaryota; Metazoa; Chordata; Actinopteri; Perciformes; Nototheniidae
Product: serine/threonine-protein kinase pim-3-like
Exons: 6
Coding region: 159-1115 (318 amino acids)
Biological process (GO): negative regulation of apoptotic process; protein autophosphorylation; regulation of mitotic cell cycle
Cellular component (GO): cytoplasm
Molecular function (GO): ATP binding; protein serine/threonine kinase activity
Source: RefSeq, a predicted model, not a curated record